UGAUAUACAUCACAACAAAAAUUCACAAGUCAAUUGCUGUGGCGUGUCGCGCACGAAUCUUUGAGCAAUAAGCGUCCGUUCAACUUUCCGUACGACUUCACUCUCGUGAUUAGAGUAGUGAUAGGAAGUGGCGACAUUUUUCCAAGAGUCUAGAACCAUCGCGAUAGUUCGAACAAGCGGGAACGCCUGCAUCGGUGCGUGUCAUGUGUGUGCGCACGUCUGUGUUAUAAUCAUGGAUCCCGGAAUUCUUUCUAGACUGAUCCCUCAGAACAAGGAGCACAUACGACCUGCUUGCAAAAAAUGCGGAUACGCUGGACAUUUAACUUACCAAUGUCGCAAUUUUAUCAAGAUCGAUCCAAACAAGGAAAUCGUGUUAGACGUUAGUAGCACGAGUUCUGAUAGCGACGAAAAUUAUUUAACUCCGUUAACAGAAUUGCGGGAGCGUGAAUUGAAGAAGAAGCAGAAGGAAGCCAAGAAAAAACGUAAGGAGAAGAAGACCAAGAAAAAACGUAAGAAACGUGAGAAAUCUGAGAGCAGUGAUAGUGAAUCUGAAUCUGAAACGUCCAGUGAGGAGGAAAAGAAACACAAGCAUAAGAAAAAAAAGAAAAGCUCUAAACAUAAAAAACGUAAGAAGCAUAAGAAAGACAGUUCAUCUGAGAGCAAUGAGGACAGUGAUAAAAAAUGAAUUCAUUUCAAUUAUUAUAUAAUUUUUACUCAUAUCUUCUUCAUUGAAAGUGAUUCGUAAUGUAUCAUAUUUGCAUCAUCAUGUCUUUGUACAUUUUGUCAUACUUCUUUCAAGAGAGUAACGAAGGGGAAACAGUGACAUUGCCCUAUUGUAUCUAUUAACACUCAAAUUUACAAAUAAAACUAAUGUAAAUAAUUUUUUCAAGCAUACAUGUUUAUAAUAUCUCUAUGCCUAGGUUUUUCAGCGUAGAUUGUAUUCAUCUUACAAAAUGUUGGUUUUUAAUGCUCUUAUGUACUUUUUAUCAAUAAUAUCUUUCAGCUGCUAAUGUAA
This is a messenger RNA of Linepithema humile (Argentine ant), 1015 nucleotides long. Its product is annotated as protein SREK1IP1-like. Gene Ontology annotation, molecular function: zinc ion binding; nucleic acid binding. The record is from RefSeq and is a predicted model, not a curated record. Lineage: Eukaryota; Metazoa; Arthropoda; Insecta; Hymenoptera; Formicidae.